Messenger RNA from Patiria miniata (bat star), 1450 nucleotides. It is a transcript of the gene poldip2, whose product is annotated as polymerase delta-interacting protein 2-like. Gene Ontology annotation, biological process: error-free translesion synthesis. The coding region runs from base 17 to 1066 and encodes 349 amino acids. Gene Ontology annotation, molecular function: DNA binding. Gene Ontology annotation, cellular component: mitochondrial nucleoid; nucleus. Lineage: Eukaryota; Metazoa; Echinodermata; Asteroidea; Valvatida; Asterinidae. The transcript is spliced from 11 exons. The record is from RefSeq and is a predicted model, not a curated record.
AUAGGUAAGAAAAAACAUGGCGACUUGCGUAGCCAGAGUUUUGUUGCGGACGUCUCACAGGAGUUGUGCCUUUUUAACGGUUUCUGCCCAAAAUAAUUCCACAAACCAAAGACAUUUAGCAACAAAGAAAUUACUGACAGUGGGCAAGCUUGAAUCACCAAAGCAACAAGGCAAAUAUGUCACAGGACAGCUGUUUCUACACAGGAUAUUCGGCUACCGAGGUAUCCUCUUAUUCCCCUGGCUGGCAAGGUUGUAUGACCGAGAUGUAGCAAGCAACAAACAGGGAAGCCCAGCCACCACAGCCGAGAGUGGGGAACACAUACACACAGACAACAAAGAAGUCAAAGGCAAGACGCAUGUGUACUACCAAGUCCUGAUUGACAGCAGGGACUGCCCGUUCAUUCGGGCACAGACGGAAGCCGUCACGUUUCUAGGCAACCAAGACAACAAUAGGUCUCUCUAUGCCAUCCCAGGUCUUGACUAUGUCGCCCAUGAGGACAUACUGCCAUACUCCACAACAGAGAAAAACCCCAUUCAGCACGAGCUAUUUGAUAAAUUCCUGGAACGCAACCCGGGGCAAGACACGCCCUUUGUGCCCAAGGACACGUUGAAAGCCUGGCAGGAGAAGAACCACCCAUGGCUGGAGCUGUCAGACGUACACAGAGAGACAACGGAGAAUGUUCGAGUCACCGUCAUUCCGUUCUACAUGGGGGCAAGGGUUUCACAAGAUUCUAGUGUAUACUGGUGGAGGUACUGCAUACGGCUGGAGAAUCUGGGAGAGGAGACCGUCCAGUUGAGGGAGCGGCACUGGAGAAUAUUCAGCCUGUCGGGAACGCUGGAGACGGUCCGGGGCAGAGGAGUCGUGGGACAGGAGCCUAUUUUGUCCAAGGAGCAACCAGCCUUCCAAUACAGCAGCCAUGUAUCUCUCCAGGCACCGAGCGGACACAUGUGGGGUACAUUCAGAAUAGAGAAGACCAACGGCCAGACGUUUGACUGUCGGAUUCCUCCGUUUACCCUGGAGAGCAAACAGGAGGACCACACCAGCCCCCACGGAUUCUUUGGAUAAAACUUCCAACAAAAUAUCUCCGUUUUAAUGACCUCUUUGAAAAUCUGCAGAUGCUUAGCACGAUUGGUUUUGGCAUGCUACUACGUCUGUUAUAGAAUGGAUUGGGAGGUAAAAGCUCAGCAACCUUUAACAUAGUAAUGAUGCGAGAGUCUUGGUUUGCGUCAGCAGCUUCUAUUCUAUUCCAUUCGGUGCUGACAGGCAGACAUAAUUACAUUGAAUAGACCCAGGGCUCUUUGAAACCACAGUUUGGAGGUUCAAUCUGAAAUUGAUGCCCUCAUAUUGAAGUUAAGCUUGGGGCUGUCCCGAAUAUACCAAAUAUUUGAUCAUCAACCAAAUACUCAAAUAGCUUUUAGCUGAUUUGAAUAUUCAAAAAAAGGGGAAAAA